AAGAAGUGAAGGUGGAAAAUUUUAGUUCCGAGGAUUCUGCCUCUGACGAUGAGGGGCGUCGACCCCUCCCUCCUCCAGAGGGACUGAUGCAGCCACAGUAACGAAGAAGAAGAAGGAUCCUUCGGAACUGAGCCAGGAAUCGGAGUUGUUCUCCGGGUCUUCAAGAAGCGCCUCAGGAUCUUGAUCAGGAAUCGGAGCUGUUCUUCGGAUCUACAAGAAGCGCCUCAGGAUCUUGAGUCCUUGUGCCGUGGCAGUUUCAAAAACUAGACAUUGAGAAAGCAAACGUAUACGUUGACAUUCAUCAUGUUUGAGCUUUAUUGCAUAUUACUUGCGGUAUUAGCAUUCAUCUACGGAGACUUAUGCGCUUCAAUCAACCAAUUGCAGAAUUUCUUUUGUUCUCAAGGAGUCGACAGUGGUUUCCGAGUACCUAGUGCUCUUGUUGCUGCUGCUGUUGAUUCUCUUGAACCAGAAAUUGUGGACCAGCGGAACAGCUUGACGGCGCCAUCCUCUGCCUUUGCCAAACCUGGUUUGGUCUUGCUGGCAGCCCUGGCGCUUGCUGUUUUCUGGAAAUCUGGAAUGUUUGGACCGAAAGGUCAUGAAUUGGAUGAAUGUCUGGAAAGCGAAAGAACGAAUGUGAGCGAUGACAUGGAAACUGAUUUGAGCGAUAGUGAGAAUGAUCUGGAAACUGAUUUGAGCGAUAGUGAGAAUGACGUAGAAAAUUAUUUGAGCAAUAGCGAGGAUGACAGUGAUACCGAUAUGAGCGAAAGUGAGAAUGAACUGGAAGCUGAUGAGAGUGAAGUGUCUAGACUAGAUGAUAGUCUGGACACGGAAGACCUGGAAGAUGCUGAAGAAGAACAGGAAAGUGAUAUGCUCGAAGUAUCUAGACAGGAAGAUAGUCUAGAUAUGGAAGACCUCGAAGAUACUGAAGAAGAACAGGAAAGAGAUAUGCUCGAAGUAUCUAGACUGGAAGACAGUCUAGAUAUGGAAGAUCUGGAAGUGCCUAGCCCGGAAGAGAGUCCCCCCGACAUGGAAGAACCAGAGAUCCCUGAUCAAGAAGAGUCAGAUGUAGAAAAACAAGCUCUGGAAAGGAGUCAAGUUUACGGAAAUAAACUGGAACAUCUCUGGAAGGAAUCACAGGAGGAGAUUGUGCGGCUUCAAAACCAACUUGUGGACCAAGACAAGUUGCUGGAAAAGAGCGCACAGGAGGCAGCAGGACUGAAGAGAGAAAUCGAGAACGUCUACCUUGAAAAGGAACAUGUUCUAACUGAAAAGCGGCGCCUAGAAGGACAUUUGGAACUGGCUAUAGAUCGAGGAGAGAGGAUAGAGAACUUGAAUAAAAAACUGAAGGAGAAAACAGUGUCUCUAGAGAGCCAGUUAGAGGCGAAUGACGUCUUGCUAAAGAAAAGGGACGAAGGGACUGACCUUCAAGACAGAAAUUGUGAGCUAGAGAAGAAGCUGGCAGACGAGACCCAGAAAAACUUGAUAUUAAUGGACAAAGUUCAGUCGCUAGAAUUGAUUUUGGGGCAAAAGGAAUCUCGGCUGGUUUCGGCAACAGAAAUUCUGACUGCAGAAAGAGCGAAAACUGAGAUUAUGGCCGCUGAACUCAAAAAGAUGAAGAACUGGGUCUCAGAACUAGGUGUAGAAAAUGCAAAGUAUAAAGAACAGUUAGAGGAAAAAGAAGCUGAAGUGACUAAAGUGACGAAAGAGUUAGACAAUGGAAAGAUAACCACCCAAACUCUGGCUGGAGAAGCCCAGGUUAUGAAGAACUGGGUUGCAGAGUUAGGAGGAGAGAACACCAAGCUUCAGGAAAAGGUAGACGAAAACCAACUGCAAAUAAAUUCUCUUAAGAAAUCUUUAAUGAGGGAGAAACAGAGGAGCCGAGUUCUACAGGAUGCUCUCCAUCAUGAGAAGGAGAUGGAAAACUUGUUGAAGGAAGAAAAGAGGAGGGGAAAUGAGAUGGAAACUUCCCUGAGAAACUUAGAAGUAGAACUCCAUAAUAGGGACCUCCAAAAAGAAAACUUCUUAAACACAGAAAGAAAAUUGAGAUGUGAAAUAGAAGAUCUAGUAGAGAAACUAGCCAUCACUCUCAAUCACGGGAAGGAACUGGAAAGCUUGCUGGAGGAGGCAGAAGAGAAGGUGAGGAAACUUGCAAAAGAUUUCGAGGAAGAGGUCCAGAAAAGGGAGGCACAAAAACUAGAUUUCUUGGGCAAAGAACAACAACUCAAAGGAAAAAUGCUAACGUUGGAAAGCAGAUUGAAAAAUGCUGAAAAUCUUCUGAUGAAAGAGGAGAGGGAAAAUUUACACUGGCAGCAAAGGUUACAGGAAAAGGACAAAGAAGUAGAGACGCUGAGGAAAGAUGAGGAGGACCAUCGAGAACAAAUGAAGGAGAUGGAGGACAAACUGCAAAAUCUCUCCAAGGAGAGAAACAGUCUGAUCGAAGCAGUCGAAAAACAGUCGAGGGAAUGCCACCUUUUCAUUGCAGAGAAGGAGAGAGAGAAAAGUGAAAUUAGACUGUAUUAUCAGGAGAGAUUGGAUCAGAAGGACAGCGAAAUGAAGAAGCUGAUGGAAGAAAAGGAAGAAUAUGAUAAAUUGAAAGAAAAUUGGAGGAUCAAGGAAGAAAAGAUGAUCAGGGAACAGCAACGUCUCAUGGAGCGUCAGAGAAGACAGGAAGAGGCUCUGAGGGAUCAAGAUAAAUACAUGUUAAUGACGCUUCUCCAUGGCACAGCUCAGAGGAACUUCCAUCUGCAACACAUUGCACUGCAGCAUGGAAUUGAACAGGAGCAGCAAGAUGGAGGGCAAGAAGAAGACCUCUGGAUGAGAAGGGAGAAACAAUACAGGAAAUACUGCGAUGCCCAGAGUGACAGGAGCAACUACGGGAAGCAGUGGGAGGUCCUUACUCAGACAUUGACGGACCUCAUUCAUGAAGAAGAAGGAAUCCCGCAAACAACGAACGGGGAUUCUAACGAGAACUGUGAAAUUUUCGAUGGAAACCCAGAUGACAAAAUGUGUCAUCAAAGCAAUGACAAAAUAGAGCCCCAAAGAGCCGAUACUGAUGAAGAAAAUGUGGGUUGAGUA
This is a messenger RNA of Macrobrachium nipponense, 3075 nucleotides long. Its product is annotated as golgin subfamily A member 6-like protein 22. The record is from RefSeq and is a predicted model, not a curated record. NCBI's taxonomy places the organism in Eukaryota, Metazoa, Arthropoda, Malacostraca, Decapoda, Palaemonidae. The transcript has a single exon. Bases 304 to 3072 code for a protein of 922 amino acids.